Messenger RNA from Caenorhabditis angaria, 273 nucleotides. NCBI's taxonomy places the organism in Eukaryota, Metazoa, Nematoda, Chromadorea, Rhabditida, Rhabditidae. The record is from the annotation of a GenBank genome assembly.
AUGGCAAGGUGUCGUGCCUUGUUGGCUCUGCUCUCAAGGAGCCGAGCCUUGUCAACUUCUCUAACAAGUAGACGAGCUUUGUGGGUUCGGCUUGGCUGCUUAACAACAAGCAUCAGCUCCUUAACAGAGAAGCUCACAAAGCUCAACCCUUUGUCACAGACGUCGACAAGGCUCGGCCCCUUGACAUCAAGGCUCGACUCCUUGACAGCAAAACCCUCAAAGCUCUACCCCUUGACACAAAAGCUCACAGAGCACGGGUCUGACCCAACAUAA